Molecule: messenger RNA, 1053 nt
Organism: Priceomyces carsonii
Lineage: Eukaryota; Fungi; Ascomycota; Pichiomycetes; Serinales; Debaryomycetaceae
Gene: ERG20
Product: bifunctional (2E,6E)-farnesyl diphosphate synthase/dimethylallyltranstransferase
Exons: 1
Coding region: 1-1053 (350 amino acids)
Biological process (GO): trans, trans-farnesyl diphosphate biosynthetic process
Cellular component (GO): cytoplasm
Molecular function (GO): (2E,6E)-farnesyl diphosphate synthase activity; dimethylallyltranstransferase activity
Source: RefSeq, a predicted model, not a curated record
AUGAGUAAAGUGGAAGCUAAGGAAAAGUUCAUUCUGGUGUUCGACCUGCUAGUCGAUGAGUUGAAGGAUACUUUGAAAUCUUACAAGAUGCCUCAGGAAGCGCUCGAUUGGUUCGUGAAGAAUUUAAACUAUAACACUCCUGGGGGCAAAUUGAACAGAGGAUUAUCCGUCAUAGACACAUAUUGUAUCUUAACUGGGAAAUCUGCAAACGAUUUAUCUGAGGUGCAAUAUAAGAAGGUAGCACUUUUGGGUUGGUGUAUUGAAUUGUUACAAGCUUAUUUUUUGGUCGCAGAUGAUAUUAUGGACCAGUCCAAAACAAGAAGGGGGCACGCAUGUUGGUACUUAGUUGAUGGUGUUGGAAACAUUGCAAUUAAUGAUUCUUUCAUGUUGGAAGGAGCGAUCUACGUGUUGUUGAAGAAACAUUUCAGGAACGAUUCAUAUUACGUUGAUAUAUUAGAUUUGUUUCAUGAAGUUACUUUCCAAACUGAAUUAGGUCAAUUAUUGGAUCUAGUAACUGCCGAUGAGGAGCACGUUGAUUUAGAUAAGUUUUCAUUGGAGAAGCAUUCAUUCAUAGUUAGAUUUAAAACAGCGUAUUACUCUUUCUACUUGCCAGUUGCAUUGGCUAUGUAUAUGAGUGGAAUUAGUGAUGAGAAAGAUUUGAAGCAAGUUCAAGAUAUUUUGAUUCCGUUGGGAGAGUAUUUCCAAGUCCAGGAUGAUUACUUAGACUGUUAUGGCACACCUGAACAAAUCGGAAAAAUUGGAACUGAUAUUAAAGACAACAAGUGUUCAUGGCUUGUCAAUCAAGCACUCAUAAAAGCCAAUAAAGAGCAGCGUAAGUUAUUAGAAGAAAAUUACGGUAAAAAGGAUGACGAGUCAGAACAAAGAGUUAAGGAUUUAUUCAACGAUUUGAAACUUGACGAAGUAUAUCAUAAAUACGAGGAGAUGGUAGUUAGUGGCUUAAAAGAGCAGAUCAGCAAGAUAGACGAAUCAAGAGGCUUGAAAAAGGAGGUCAUAACGACUUUCUUGGAGAAGGUUUAUAAAAGGUCUAAAUAA